This is a messenger RNA of Podarcis muralis (Common wall lizard), 2404 nucleotides long. It is a transcript of the gene YWHAE, whose product is annotated as tyrosine 3-monooxygenase/tryptophan 5-monooxygenase activation protein epsilon. NCBI's taxonomy places the organism in Eukaryota, Metazoa, Chordata, Lepidosauria, Squamata, Lacertidae. The record is from RefSeq and is a predicted model, not a curated record.
GGAGUGCCCGGAUGUAGCGGGAGGAGGCGCCGCCGCCAUCUUUGCCCGGAGAGCAGCGAGAGCUGAUCGUGGUUGAGCCCCCCCCGCCGGACCAUCGGUCUCCAUCCGCCCCGCGCAGCCCCCGCCGCCCUCGCCCGACGGACAUGGACGACCGGGAGGACCUCGUCUACCAGGCCAAGCUCGCCGAGCAGGCCGAACGCUACGAUGAAAUGGUUGAGUCAAUGAAGAAAGUAGCUGGGAUGGAUGUUGAACUGACCGUCGAAGAAAGGAACCUGCUGUCUGUUGCAUACAAAAAUGUAAUUGGCGCUAGAAGAGCUUCUUGGAGAAUAAUCAGCAGCAUUGAACAGAAAGAGGAAAACAAAGGUGGAGAAGACAAAUUGAAGAUGAUCCGGGAGUAUCGGCAAAUGGUUGAGACUGAAUUGAAACUAAUCUGUUGUGAUAUUCUGGACGUACUGGACAAACACCUCAUUCCAGCAGCCAACACUGGCGAAUCCAAGGUUUUCUAUUAUAAAAUGAAAGGGGACUACCACAGGUAUCUUGCAGAGUUUGCCACAGGAAACGACAGGAAGGAAGCUGCUGAGAACAGCCUGGUGGCUUACAAAGCUGCUAGUGACAUUGCAAUGACAGAACUUCCUCCAACACAUCCCAUCCGCCUAGGACUUGCCCUCAACUUCUCUGUUUUCUACUAUGAAAUCCUUAAUUCUCCUGACCGCGCCUGCAGGUUGGCAAAAGCAGCUUUUGAUGAUGCUAUUGCAGAACUGGAUACGCUGAGUGAAGAAAGCUAUAAGGAUUCUACACUUAUCAUGCAGUUGUUACGUGAUAACCUGACACUAUGGACUUCAGACAUGCAGGGUGACGAUUCUUAAAAGGAACUUCACCUGUUCAUUUUCUAAAACUCUACUUUGUGAAGAACAGAGUAAAGAAGCGCUGCAGGAUGUGGAAGAUGAGAACCAGUGAGACAUCAAGGCCAAUAAGAGACCCCCAUCUUUGUCCCCCUUCUACCGCACCCACUCCCAUAAGCCCCUCAGUGUCCCUGGGAACCAUCUGAUCUGACGUUUGUGAUGGGCCCCAGAAUUUAGGUUCCUACCCUGUUGGUUUUUUUACACAGUUGAAAAGUUCUUUAAAAGGCAAGAGUGAAUGUCUGUGGAUUUUACUGGUGCCAGCUUUCAGUUUCUUUUAAGACACUAACCGGACUGGCUGCAUAGAGGCUUUUUCUGCAUUCCUGUGUUGUCUUCUGUCAGUGUUGGAGGUGACAUCUGGAAGCCAUUAGAAUUCUAGCAGAGGCUUGCACUGUAGAGUGCAUGUGUUGGCAUUUUUCAUUUUUUAUAAUUGUUUAAACAAUUUUAUAUGAGUGUUUAGAAUUGGGCGUUUAGCUUGAAGUUACCGGUUUCAUUGGGACAGUUCUUGUAGUGGUUUUGCUGUAAAAGAAAAAACAAAAAGCAAAAAAAAAAAAUCCAACUGUGCUGAGAUGAUGUUGCUGCAACAGACGGUGCUGGUAACGGUUCAACAAUCCGUGGCUGCUCAUUCUUGCCUUCUCUUUACUUUCCCUCCAAGCAGGUUAGCAUUGAAGGUGGCGUUGAAAGCCUGCAUGUGUGUUCAAUAUUUUUCUCUCCCUCCCCCCUCCCUUUUCGCUAGCUCAACCUCUUUUGUUCAGUAUGUGUAACUUGAAGCUAAUUUGUACUACUGGAUAUCUGACUGGAGCCACAGAUACAGGAUCUGUAUUGUUCUUACUGAAACACAGCAUGGAAUUAACAUUAAACUUAAAUAAAACAACCCUAAAUUAAAAUGAUGCCAAAUACUACUGCUACUUUACCCUGGUAAAUGUUUAGCAAGAGCUGCAGACCGAACAAGUAGCAGGAAGAAAAGUGUUACUUAAUGGAAGAGAGGCUGGCUGUAGCAUAAUGGAGAGGGAGGCCAUCACCAGAAUUUGUGGGUCUCAAUUGGCGGCUGCCCAGAGAGCGCAAACUUGGGCACUGAAUCAAUCUGAGGUGGUUCAUCUGCUUAAUUGUUGCAUUGCGAGGAAACAGUUUUUAUCAGGGAAGCAGCAAGGCAGACGCCUGCCUAACUGGGUCAAAAAUUUGUACUCUGGUUGAGCUAGAACACCUUUUUGAAAACCAAGCCAUGCUCCCUUUCAUUUCUUAACAGCUCUGUUUCCUUUCAAAGUUCAACUCCGCUGUUAGCUGUGCUCAGACCUUUUGGUCACAUGCUGACAAAACACUGAAAGGAUUGUGGGGAAGCCUUCCGGCCCCCAAAACUGUUCCUUGGCUGCUUCAGCCUCCUUCUGCUAAUGCCUUGUACUCUCCUCCUUCUGGUCUGAACUGUCUCCUUGCCUUUUAGCUUCAUCUGGGCUUUCCCCUCUGGCUGAGCAGUGAGUCUGUUGGAUAAAUAAAAUACUGUGUCAAGA